Molecule: messenger RNA, 399 nt
Organism: Aspergillus tanneri
Lineage: Eukaryota; Fungi; Ascomycota; Eurotiomycetes; Eurotiales; Aspergillaceae
Product: ubiquinol-cytochrome c reductase complex assembly factor 2
Exons: 2
Coding region: 1-399 (132 amino acids)
Biological process (GO): mitochondrial respiratory chain complex III assembly
Cellular component (GO): Cbp3p-Cbp6 complex; mitochondrion
Molecular function (GO): ribosome binding
Source: RefSeq, a predicted model, not a curated record
AUGACCAAACCUCCCAAUCUCCGUCCCCAGUCCAUUCAGGCGCGCAUUACCCAUCUUCUCAAUCAUUGGCCCUCCGAUCCAGUCCGCCCGGCCUCUGUCUCCGUCCAAAAUUACCUUCGAUCUCGCCUUCCUCCUUCCUCUGAACUCCCACCCAACAACCGGCAGCAACGGCAGUCCGCAUCGCAGGGCGGCGAGAUCUCAGAGACCUCGUUAGAUGCGCUUUCAUCGUUGUUAGAGAAUCGCUAUGCCCGCCAGUAUCCAUUACCGCCGAAGUUACGACGACCCGCCAGUAAUCCCGACCACUAUGAUAAUGUCAUUAGGGAGUUUGCUGAGGCGCCGUCGCGAGACUGGACGGGUCGGUUAGGGAAGAGGUUAAAGGGUCUAUUCCGGUUCAAAUAA